CAGCAAUGAGACAUCUAUAGUUUAAGGUGACAGAACAGGGUCAGGGACAUCCUGACCAUCCUUAUGGGGAGAUACUGCUGUGAGGUAGGCAGUACCCAUCCUGAAUUCCAGUCAUUGGACAUGGUCUUAGCCAGGAAGGGCACCCUCGGACAAAGCCCAGACUUUCUGUCCUCAAGAACCUGAACACACUCUGACAGAUAAGAGGAGACACAGUAAGGCUGGACACUGGUAGAUUUGACUAGAGACAGAAGGAGCACUCAUGGCAUCUGGUCUGCAUGUCAAGCCCUUCUGAUGGACAUCCACAAAGAUAAGCUGGCUGGGAGAAGGGCAGGACUGGAGUUAGGAGAGGCCAGGGAGCCCUGAAGGCCCAACAAUCUCAUCUCCAUCUGUCUCGUCGCCAAUAAACUGCUUCUUGUCUGAGGCCUGAUCUGUGUGUGUGUCUCGCAUGUUUGGGGGUUGAAAAGGUGUAGAGGGGCCACCACAGGCCCUCAAGUUAUGUGUAAACUUGUGUGGUUCCGUGCCAUCUUUGUGCCUAUUAAAUACAUGGGUUGGCUUGGCAUAGUAGUUUUCUAGGUCCAACAUCGGGUUCAGAAACGUCUGCCAGGCCCAUCAAAUGAUGCCCCAGGCCUGAGGUCUGACUGCCCACAGGCGCCGACUACACCGCGGCGUCCACCGGGACCCUUAAAAGGAAAAGUACACGACGCCGCAGAGCGAGGGCACGCGACACGGCUGUGGGUGUGGCACGCGCCUUCGGGUGUGUAUGUAUGCCCAGGAGCACUGCUGCUAUGGCGACCAGUACCAGGCGAAAUGCAGCGGAGCACAGUCUGGCGCAGGCGCAAAAGGCCUGGACUAUGAGAGACCGCCUACGGGGACACUGGGAAACACUGAGACCCCAUCUCCCUGAGACCGUUUUUUAGAUAUCUAGGAACAGAUCAUUAAGGGAGGGCAAAGUGGUUACCUUCUUCUCCACAGGAAAAAGCAACCAUAUUUCCCAGUAUCCCACGCGUCGUUAGAAGCGGGACUCCAAUUCCUAGCCUUUUCCAAGGAGGACGCCAAUUGGAAGGAAGGGAAAAAGGAACCGGCCUGAUUGGCUAAGGACCAAAAAGACUAGGAGGGCGGUUCAACCAUCUAAUCAAUGAAGUACAUGAUUGUUUUGCAACUCCCGCCUCUUGGAGCAUUUCAGCUAAUCGUUGAAAGAGAAUGGGCCCUGAUGGAAGUUCUCGCGACAUCUUAACCUAAGGACUGGCUUCCCUAGAAACCAAUGAGAGUGGGCUGCGGUGCAGCUGCUCCCGGUCCUCUCACCUCUCCCGAGUUGUCUCCACGUUCCGAACUCGAGCGUUUUGCUUUCCGGGCUGGGGUUUAUUGCGCGCGCACACACACGUAGCUCUGAACGAAAACCUUUUUGGAAGGCCCUGCAUGCUGGUUUCCUCUAUCCCCCUCCCUACCACCUUGGCCUCCAAGCCGGCCUGCCGUGAACUUUCUAAAAUUACAUCAGACCAUGUGACAACCCUGUUCAAACAAAACCCUGCCAUAUCUCCCUGGUUUCCUCUCUGUAAAGCGUAACUCAUUAGCUGGCAUUCAGGUCCUUCCACUUGUGUGGUUUCAGUCUCGCGCUUCUUAAAUACGCUGUUUCCUUGGAAGGCUUCCCCUGCUCCUUGAUAACCUCUGCUUUCAGAACAUCGAGAGCUUCUUGAGAAUCAGCUUGGGGCCAGACGCCUCGGUCUUCUAGGCCCCUCCCACCCGGGGGCGGGCUCGGUGUUCGGACCAAUGACCGGCCGCUCCCGGGGCCCCGCCCCCUCCCCUCCCCGGGAGCCGCGGCCUCGCAGAGUGCUCAACCGCCGGGCGCCCAGGCCUGGAGCUGCUCGAACGCCGAGCGUGCGGCUGGACAGCAAGAUGCCUGGUGAACAGCAGGCAGAGGAGGAGGAGGAGGAAGAGAUGCAGGAAGAGAUGGUGCUGCUGGUGAAGGGUGAGGAGGAUGAGGGUGAGGAGAAGUACGAGGUGGUGAAACUCAAGAUCCCCAUGGACAACAAGGAGGUCCCGGGCGAGGCGCCCGCUCCGUCUGCAGACCCGACACGCCCACACGCGUGCCCGGACUGCGGCCGCGCCUUUGCGCGCCGAUCUACGCUGGCCAAGCACGCACGCAUUCACACGGGCGAGCGGCCCUUCGGUUGCACUGAGUGCGGCCGUCGCUUCUCGCAGAAGUCGGCGCUGACUAAGCACAGCCGCACACACACGGGCGAGCGGCCCUACGAGUGCCCCGAGUGCGACAAGCGCUUCUCGGCGGCCUCGAAUCUGCGGCAGCACCGGCGGCGCCACACUGGCGAGAAGCCGUACGCAUGCGCGCAUUGCGGUCGCCGCUUCGCGCAGAGCUCCAAUUACGCACAGCAUCUGCGCGUGCACACGGGCGAGAAGCCGUACGCGUGCCCGGACUGCGGGCGCGCUUUCGGCGGCAGCUCGUGCCUGGCGCGCCACCGACGCACGCACACGGGCGAGCGGCCGUACGAAUGCGCCGACUGUGGCACGCGCUUUGCGCAAAGCUCGGCGCUGGCCAAGCACAAGCGGGUGCACACGGGCGAGAAGCCGCACCGCUGCGCUGUGUGCGGCCGCGGCUUCGGCCACCGUUCCAACCUGGCGGAGCAUGCGCGCACGCACACUGGCGAGCGGCCCUACCCGUGCUCAGAGUGCGGCCGCCGCUUCCGCCUCAGCUCGCACUUCAUCCGGCACCGGCGCGCGCACAUGCGGCGUCGCCUGUUUAUCUGCGCCGGAUGCGGCCGGGACUUCAAGCUACCCGCUGGCGCCACGGCUGCGACUGCCACAGAGCGCUGUCCCGAGUGCGAGGGCAGCUGAGCCGCCUUCCUGUUGCCGCAGGGCUGUGGGCGUUUGGCUCGGAAGGGGCAUGAUGCAGCCCCGACUUGGAGGCAGCAGUAACGUGGACACUCCUAGGGAGGGGCCUGGGGAAGUGGGAAGGCCUGGCUGCCCUGGAACUGAGAGAAACCCUGACGGGCCCCUGGGAACUGCCCAUCUCCCCCUCACCGUAUUUCUUUGGCCGUGUUAGUGAAUAAAGUAUUAUAUCUUCACCCCA
Messenger RNA from Loxodonta africana (African savanna elephant), 3082 nucleotides. RefSeq names its product zinc finger protein 771 (gene ZNF771). Gene Ontology annotation, cellular component: nucleus. The coding region runs from base 1768 to 2847 and encodes 359 amino acids. The transcript is spliced from 4 exons. Lineage: Eukaryota; Metazoa; Chordata; Mammalia; Proboscidea; Elephantidae. The record is from RefSeq and is a predicted model, not a curated record. Gene Ontology annotation, biological process: regulation of transcription by RNA polymerase II. Gene Ontology annotation, molecular function: DNA-binding transcription factor activity, RNA polymerase II-specific.